Molecule: messenger RNA, 2097 nt
Organism: Radiomyces spectabilis
Lineage: Eukaryota; Fungi; Mucoromycota; Mucoromycetes; Mucorales; Radiomycetaceae
Exons: 3
Coding region: 1-2097 (698 amino acids)
Source: RefSeq, a predicted model, not a curated record
AUGUCCAAUGAACAACUUGGCGCAUCGGAUGUGCCAUCCAACCCUACCGAACAUUCGCUUGAUCCACUGUAUGAUCAAUUAUUACACAUCCCCUUUCCAGACAGUGCUGCAGCCAUAGACCAUUGUCGAGAGCUAUGCGCGCAGUUUGGUUUUACGGUCAAACAAGAAGCGAGCACUCAAAGGAAUAUCUACGUUUACUGUUCACGCGAAGGAUUUCCUGACUCUUUACGUAACCCAAAGUCCAACCCUCAACGUAAUCGUUCCUCAAAACGAUGCGAUUGUCGAUGGCGUAUUGUUCUCAAUGAAAUGGACGGCCAAUGGGAGUUUCGAAAAUCGUUAAAUCCGGACGCAGACAAGCAUAAUCAUCCGUUAUUAAAUCCUAAUCAAAUUGAAAGAUCCUGGCCAAAGGAAAUGGUCGAUUUGAUUCACGAUUUGGCACGCCAGCAACUGAAAACUCAAGAAAUUCGCUCCCAAGUGAAAUCCCAGUUUAGUCACAUCCCCUGGAACGAACGUCGAUUCUACAACCGUCUAACCGAAGGACGACAAAUCCAUAAGCAUCGCGAAGCUACGAACCGAGCUCAGCAACUCACCAGAAUGUGGGCAAAAGUAUGUAUGGCUGCAGCGGGCAGUGACACGCUCUCUCAGUAUGUCGAAGACCAGUUGGUCCAUUUAAUUCAAACGACAUGCGAUAUGGCGCAAAUCGACCCUGAGACACUUCAGCUUCCCGAAUUCAUCGAUGACGCGCUCCCCGCUACGGAAUCUUCAACUAUCGCUUCCAACAACACGACUCCUGGCACGUCCACGACCGAUAGGCAAGGAAACGAACGGUCUUCGCAACGCCAGAGAACCAAAUCACGCGACGUUGGUGACCCUUUCACGCCUUUGGAAGCGCCAUCAAAUCAUGCAUUUCAACCCUCUUUGUCCGCCGCGGGUCCUUAUGAAUCAGAGACCAAUUCGUCCAGCCGAGCCGGCAAAGACGCCAAUCCCAAAUUAGGAGAUGCGCGUAAAAAAUACUCCAUGGUCGUGAUACCAAAGCAUAGUUACUUUGUAAAGCUUCAUAAUCACCGUCCUGGACAGGAGGCUUUAAAUUCCCGAACCAUGCGACGAACCCGCUCUCCUUCCACGACCGACGAGCCCAUCGACAAUGGCAAGCCUACAAAGAGACCUUUGCGCAAAGGCAAAGGCAAAGCAAAAGAUAGCCAAGGGGAUCCCGCCACGCCGACGGAAGCGGGGAGAUCAUUUCAGCCACCCAUGCAUGCGUCUUUGCAACCGCACCCAUCUGGCUUGCCUGCCCUUUCGAUGUCACCCUCGCAUACCUCUGCAAUGCAGCAUGCUUCCAAUGCCUCCUUUGUAUACCAGCCUUAUCCAAAUGACGCCAUGGCCUUGGGUCCGCCGCUUGGCUACAUGCAUUCGUCUUUUCAACAUCCUUAUCAUAUGCCUCCCCCAGGAACUGCGUUCAACCCGGAUAUGCCCUUCUCCUUUGAUCCUACCAGCCCUACACCGAUGCCAACGCAUCAUCCGUCGCCUCACAACCAUGCCAAUGAACCAACUAUUCAUCCUGCGCUUCAAUCGAACCCUAUGAUCCACCCCAAACCACCGACCUCACCGCACCAUGGAUCGCCUUCCGUGAAUGUGAUGGAAAUGAAGAGGGAUCAACGGUCCUUGUAUCCAAUGUCGUCGACCACACCAAUGCUACAUCCAGCACAUAAAACGGCGUCCUCGCAAAUGUACAAAGACAUGUCGAUCAUGGGCAGUCGAGCCAUUCUACCUGCAGGGCAAGAACACCAUUAUGCGCCACCGAGUGCAUCCCAGCCGCAUCCUUUAUUCAUGCAACGGCCGCAGCAACUGUCGCCUUCAUUGUCGCACCCUGCUGCAACGGUUAUGUCUGUGUAUCGAUCUGAUGCGGCCCCUGGUUCACCAACAGCACAAGAUAGACAACAAGCACAGCCCCAGCCACAUGGCGACCCGCAAGACCGCCCACCGCAUGGUUCCCAUCCCUCGGAUCAGAGUAUGCACGGACCAUCACAGGCAUCAGUGCCUCCAUCGUCACAUCAACCCCAUUCGACACCGCCCUCGGAACCCGGCCAGCGAUCAUAA